AUGUCACUGAGCUUGCGUGAUCAGCUAGUCCGAGAUGGCUUCGUUCGAAUUUCUUCAGUCCUUUCGACAGAUCAACUCGAAGCUCUGAGAGCUGCUUGUCAAGAUGUCGCUCAAUUAGCACGAACGGGUGCAUGGCCUUAUGUUAGAACUCUCCCGAAGUACANNCAAUUCCCUCCUUGGGACUCAGAUAUCUCGAAAGGUAUAUGGGGUGUGCAGCACUUGAUGCAUCCGGAUCUCCCUCACCACGACACAUUUGCUGCCUCGUAUUUUGCGUCUUACAUCAUCACCGCCGUGACCGAGAUCUUACAAUGUAGCCCUGCCGACCUAGUGCUCGAACUAUACAACCUCUUAAUCCGUCCUGAUGCGGACUUUGCCCUUCGGUGGCAUCGGGACGACAUUGGCCCGGAAGCGUCGGCUCAAGAGGAGUUGUAUCGUCUGCAGGAGCCUAUGCUUCACGCCCAAUGGAACUUGGCAUUGUAUCCUGAUCAGUCUCUAGUCGUCGUACCAGGCUCCCACGUACGAUCAAGAACGGAAGAAGAACGAUGUGCGGAUCCCUUCAAAGACAAUAUGCCAGGACAGAUGGUCGUCGAGAUGAAUGCCGGCGAUAUCAUCUUCUACAACAACAACAUCCUACAUAGAGGCGUCUACCGUACCGGAGCGGAGAGGAUGACUUUGCAUGGAUCCAUGGGUAUCGUUGGUGCUGACCCCGCCAGAGCUAGAAACGUGCUGCAGCACGGCAUCGGUGCUUGGGUUGGACGCUGUGACUUUAGCAAGUUGCAACAAGAUCCAGUCAACGAUCAGCAACUCUCUGCUUUGGCAGACGACAUGCGGAGCAGGCUGGUUGCAAUGGGCUCAGGCCAGGUUCUGAGCUUCUCCCAGCCAUUUGACGAGUGA
Aureobasidium vineae is the source of this 894-nucleotide messenger RNA. Lineage: Eukaryota; Fungi; Ascomycota; Dothideomycetes; Dothideales; Saccotheciaceae. The record is from the annotation of a GenBank genome assembly.